Molecule: messenger RNA, 1392 nt
Organism: Verticillium dahliae VdLs.17
Lineage: Eukaryota; Fungi; Ascomycota; Sordariomycetes; Glomerellales; Plectosphaerellaceae
Exons: 3
Coding region: 1-1392 (463 amino acids)
Biological process (GO): regulatory ncRNA-mediated gene silencing
Cellular component (GO): ARC complex
Source: RefSeq, a predicted model, not a curated record
AUGGCGCAGCUUCCCAACACAGGUGGCCUAAAAUUUGGCCAGGGCCGCUUUGCCGACAUCAUUGAGUCUGAGCAUGUCGUUGGUGAGGUGGAAGGAACCAACAAGAAGAACAGGAGCAAAUCAGGUUCUGCUAGAGGCCCAACAGGUCUCCCCAAGAGUCGUGGAACCGGCUUUGAAACAUACUACGCCGAUCCGCCUGUCACGCCUGAUGAAGCCCGAGAAGAAGCUGAAGAGCUCUAUCCACCCCGCAUUGAGGAAUGCAUCCAGCGUUUCCGUGCCCGCCGUCGUCUCCACUCAGAGAUGACAACCUACUUCGACGCUUACCUAUUUCUCGGGGGGAUCGACACUGCGCAACGUCAGUUCACUGGAUCUGGUUCGAACUCGAAGACCAAUCCCGACUUCCAGGAUAUGGACACAGAUGAAGUACGCUGCGCCACUGCCGUGGACAUGAUCCAUCGCGACAAAAAUUCCACAUUUUACAACGAAGCCGAACCUGAGCGCUGGGAGAUUGACUUCACUGGCAUCGUCACCGGGUACUUGUCCGAAGCAGUGCCGAGGCUCACGGGCCAGAACUAUACGGCCAUGAACACGGCCGUCGCCGUGGUUGAGAACUUCCUCCGUUACAUCCUUCAUCACGGCGUUUGCCCCGAAUACGACGAUGAUGUCCGAAGUGCACUAGCUCAAUGCCUGAAAGCACGCGUUGACUUGCCCAAGGCUCACCAUGCAUUGAUCGCAUUUCCCGGUGAGUUCGGCCUCGCGGCUGCCGAGCUAUUCUGUGACGACUACGGUUUUUUCCCGAGGGAAUCCAUGGGUUCUUUCAAGCGAGCUGAAGAAUUUGACGCAAGGAUCGUCUUCGCUACUGGAAUCUUGCUUGCCGGUACUGACACCCAGGUUGCGAAGUUACUUGAUGCCGGUAGAGAGUUCGAAUCCGUCAGGGUCUUCAAAGAGGAGGAUUAUGACCUCGAAGUCAUCUCUGUCAACCGGCCGUCACAGGAAGUCCGCCAGCAGUACAAAUCCGUCUGCCUGCUUCCAAGUCAUCCAGCUCUUAAGCCCAUAGGCACAGCCAUAGUCAAGCCGUGCGUGAUUGAGGACGGCUAUGAUGUUGGCAUUCUGGCUGCCGCACAGGAACUCGACAAGACAGAGCGUGAAAUACUGCUGGACGACGACAUUUUGUACUUUCUGCAGCCCAGCAUGAAAAUACGAGCCACGGUGUGCGAGCUCACCAUGGGUGUUACCUUCAUCAAGUCGGUGGCUGAUGUGCUGGUGCCGUGGUUCGUGUUCCUGCCGCAAACACUCAUGCGUAGGUUUUGCGAGCCGCGAGUGAAUGAUCGACCUGCACCAUCUGCGACGGAACCUGGUGCAGCAGAUGACGACGCGGAGAAUGAAGAAUAA